GGACAUCGUCAAACCUCUUACUACCUGAACCGGUGGCCCCUUUGCGAAUGAUCCUUCAUUCAAGCGGCAAGACCAUAACCUCGACGCUCUUUCGACUAAUUCUUGCGGAUAUAUGACAACAAACCCUUCACUCUUCCCAUCACAAGAACGCAACUUCGGCCUCAAACCUCAUCGGUGUUCGAUCUGAGCGGCCGGUCACCUCGUUACCGAUGUCAAAACUAGCCACCACCCACCUUGGAACAUCCUUCGAGACCCACUGUUCUCACCUCCUCCGCCAGUCAUUGGGGAUGUCGUUAUCGAGGAUCGGAGGGAAGGGGGAUGGAGGUGUGGAUCUCAGGGGGUGGUGGUAUCUCCCCCGAAGCCAGUCCGACCGCAAGGACGAGGCCGACUUGGACGUGCGAAAGUAUCGAGGCCGGGUCAGUCUGCUUGAAGACUCAACAACAAUAGGUUCAUCUAUAUCGACCUCGUCCUCGGCGUCAUUAAGAUCUGGAUCGGUAUCGCCAAGAACAACCCCCCUCGAACUGCCAGCCAGAAGGCUCCGAGUUCUCGUCCAAUGUAAAGCCGAAAAGCUCAAAGCCGGACCUCGUCUGAUCAGGGAGAUGGAAGGAGUCGCUCGGAGGGGGUUUGAUCUGCUUCAAAAUCGAAGGCGGGAUGGGGUUCCUACAUCAACUUUGACGUCAACCUACGCAUCUACGGACGAGGAAUUAGAUAUCGAUCAAGAUAGUCCGUAUUCGAUACCGGAAGAAGCAUGGCCCGGCUCUAUCAGCAGUAGCGAUCUCCUAUCAAAUCGCAACGCCAAUCCAGAAGGUCUGUUUUCGAACUUGACUUCAAACGCCAUUCAAACGCUGGAUACGAUCACAACGAUAAUAUGCACCCGGACCGGGUUCUCAUCGUCGGCUACCGUCGAAGCAGUCCGGAGCCGGGUGCCGAUGUUAUUGCUACACGUCCCUUUCGAGGUCGAGGAUGCGGUCAGAUUGAGGGAAUGGCAGGCCCUCCGAUCAGGGUCGGAGGUGGGGUCGACAAGGCUGGGUUCAGGGAAUGAAGAGGGGUCGCCAGCUGGAUCAGAAGACGCAUCGGCAGUCGACCAAGAAGAAGGAUAUCCGAUCCCUCUGAUCUUGCGGGCGGCCUUUUCCAACCCGGCGUUGACGGGUACGAGCGGGGUUUUGGGGGAAGAGUUGGAGUUGAGGAAAGAAUACAUCUCUUCCGGCGAAGAUGCUAGGGGGGAAGGAUCGUUCGGGAUGGGUCUUUGGUGGAGAUGAGAUGAGCCGAAACGAGACGAGCCGAGAUCAGAGGAUACGCUGGCGAUUCAGCAAAAAGAAGGGAGAGCUGGAUGGGAUCGCUCAUGGGAUCGGGCCGUGAUCGGUCGGGAAGAUGGGAAGUCAAGAUACAAGCCAAAGGAGUCUGCUAUGGUUUGCACCAUCUCGGAAGUUGUAUCGUGAGUUGUAUCUAUAGAGUAUGUGUAUAGGUUAUGGGGCAGACCUCGGACGUCGCCGCAUACAUUGUGGC
Filobasidium floriforme is the source of this 1506-nucleotide messenger RNA. RefSeq lists its product as uncharacterized. Bases 210 to 1259 code for a protein of 349 amino acids. Lineage: Eukaryota; Fungi; Basidiomycota; Tremellomycetes; Filobasidiales; Filobasidiaceae. Gene Ontology annotation, cellular component: mitochondrion. The record is from RefSeq and is a predicted model, not a curated record. The transcript has a single exon.